Apodemus sylvaticus (European woodmouse) is the source of this 513-nucleotide messenger RNA. RefSeq names its product tubulin polymerization promoting protein family member 2 (gene Tppp2). Lineage: Eukaryota; Metazoa; Chordata; Mammalia; Rodentia; Muridae. Gene Ontology annotation, molecular function: tubulin binding. Gene Ontology annotation, cellular component: microtubule. The record is from RefSeq and is a predicted model, not a curated record. Gene Ontology annotation, biological process: positive regulation of protein polymerization; microtubule bundle formation; microtubule polymerization. The coding region runs from base 1 to 513 and encodes 170 amino acids. The transcript has 3 exons.
AUGGCCUCAGAAGCAGAAAAAACAUUCCAUCGAUUUGCUGUCUUUGGAGAAUCGUCCAGCAGUGGCAAUGAAAUUACCAACAAGAACUUCUCCAAACUCUGUAAAGACUGUGGCAUCAUGGAUGGCAAGGCAGUGACCUCCACAGAUGUAGACAUUGUGUUCAGCAAAGUGAAGGCCAAGAAUGCCAGAACCAUCAACUUUCAGCAGUUUAAAGAGGCAAUGAAGGAACUGGGUCAAAAGCGCUUCAAGGGGAAGAACCCAGAUGAGGCUUUGGAAGAUGUCUUUAAACUCAUGGAAGGCAAGGACCCUGCCACCACUGGGGUCACUAAAGCGACGACGGUGGGUGGAGUAGACCGGCUGACAGACACCAGUAAGUACACCGGAACCCACAAGGAGCGCUUUGACGAGAGUGGCAAGGGAAAAGGUAUUGAAGGAAGGGAAGAGACCACUGACAACUCAGGCUACGUGAGUGGCUACAAAGGGGCUGGGACCUAUGACAAGAAAGGCCAGUAG